Molecule: messenger RNA, 9062 nt
Organism: Caenorhabditis sp. 36 PRJEB53466
Lineage: Eukaryota; Metazoa; Nematoda; Chromadorea; Rhabditida; Rhabditidae
Source: the annotation of a GenBank genome assembly
AUGUUCACGUGAGUAAUGUACGGAAGUAGUGCUCGGAAAAUAAACAAACGAUGAGUCAGCCUGAAAUUUCUUCAAUUUUUCGUGGGGGUCUGUGAAAAACAGUCAUGUUUUUUCGAAAUCCUACAAAUGUUGGAACGGUCGGGGACCGGCGCGCCGUCGAAAUGAUUGCCUCAUCGCCACACUUUUAGGUUUCCAGCAAAAAACCAGAAAAAAACAGUUACCAUGUAGCAGUGUAGCAAAACGUUCAAAUUUCCAACAAAAUUCCGAGAUUUUAGCUUCACGACGACAAUUUUCAACAUUAUCGUUAAAAAUCGGUGGAAACAGCCUGACUACCAAGCGAAAUGUCUGGAAAUACCCUAUCAAAACGCUCUGAAACCAGAUGUAACCAAUCCAACUGAAUCUACUGUAUUCUCCAAAGUCCCUCUGCUCCUGCUCUGAAGAACAUGUCGCGAGGAGGCUAAAUGGCCGGGGCGGGACACAAAGUGCAUUACGCAAUGUGCCGCGUCAACUUUUCGCCACCGCACCUCAUCUUUUGAAAAGCCUCAAAAUUAGAUGAACUACUUAGUUUAGGAGGUACUUGAGCGGAUGCCCUGAAUGGGCGGCGGCACGCAACGGGUUAACGAGAUCUGUGGAGGACCCAUUCAACUCAUUGCGAUGCUCUCAAAAGUUGUGUGUCUGACCACACACAACAACUUGUUACAUACACGUUACUGGUCAUUUUAAAUGUGCGCAAGGGCGUCCCCCGACAACACCUUUCCCUCCUCUCUUUUUUUUUCAAAUUUCGCCUAGGGAAGAGAGCUCUCAGAGGAAGAAAUGCCAUAAAACAUGUUUUGUUCGUCGUGCUCUUUCUCCUUUUUGCUCCCUCGCCUCAUCUUUUCAAUUUCAAAACGAAAUGUAUAUUAUGAAGACUAAUUGAGGAUUAGUACCGUGAAAAGCGCAUAGGAUAGGAUACCCUCAUUCAUUUCGUACUACUUUUAGGCCAAAUGCCGGAAGAAGACUCGAUUGGAAUCAAUCAAAAUCAGGUGAGCAAUUUGAAAAUUUUGCAACAACAACAAAAAAAACAGCUAGAUCCGUAGGCGGCCGUCACAUUUGUCUCGGCCGUUUGAUUAGGCUAGAGUUACACCCGCUCUCCUCUCUCUCUCCGGUGUCUUUCUCAACUGUUCAAACACAAUGAGCCGGAGCAACCGAGGGAGACAGAGAGAGAGAGAGAAAGACAGAAAGCCAAUCAGUGAUCUGGAUAUUCAUCCGCACCGAAACGCGAUCAAAUACCAAAAGUGCGUGCGCGUUGAGAGAAAACAGAUGAAAGUCGUCAUUAGACCACUUAUCCGGAAUGAAGGAGGUUUCAGACUCUAAAGUACAGUUCAAGAGGCAACUAGUUGGAACCGAUUAAGACGUCCUUCCACACGGUUCCAAUCUAAAAGUUCGUGCCGAAAACAGAGUAAAUUUUGAAAAAUCAUAGAAAAUUACAACAAAGGACAUUUUUCAAUUUGAAGUCAUUCAAAUUUCGACUACUUCUUUCGACUUGCUUUCGACUUGCUAAAAAAAAUAUAUAGAAAAACAAGGACAGAAACGUAGAGAUUCGCUUGAGACCGUACAACUGCAAAACUAGGUAAUCUGGCGUUAAAAAACGUCGAAACUUUGCAGGCCAACUGAAAAAUGCUGCUCCUACUCGUACUCCUACUCCAAUUAUUCAGCAGUUUCGAAGCGCUCACAACGUGUCCUCGUCAGUGCAUUUGCCACGAACACAGUAUAGCAUGCUCGUGAGUUUUACACCCAAAAAAUGGACGAAAACGAGCCGGUGCCGCCAAAAAGAAGAAAUCGAAAGAAAGAGUGCAAACAGUGAGAGAGAGAGAGAGAGAGAGGCGGAAAGUGGCGGGAGUAUCAUAUGCUUGUACUUAUUCUGUCACACUGAUAAUAUCAUCAAGAUUAGAAAGGGCGUUAAAAACGCAAAUUUGUUCAUUUCCGAACAUUUAAAAUUGCGAACAAAUCAAUCGAUAACCAACAUCUAGUGACAGUUCGGAACCCAAAACAUUUGCAUCGAAUCAAAAAUUCAAAGCGCCGAUUUCGAUUUCGCCUUUUGCGCGGCGCGUGUAAUUCGAUGCAAUGUCCACAUAUAUACUUGGGCGAAAAAGAGUGACCACAAAGUUUUAUGAUAUUUAUUCUUCUUCCAACAAUUUUCUGAUUCAUCACGAACAUUCUCAACGAACUAUACAAAAUAUACACUGAAGAGAUGAGCUCAAACACUGAUGAUUCAACUCCGUUUCACUCUCUCUCAGAAUUUCGACAUUUUCAGCGUUGCGCGCCUUUAAUUCUAACGUUUCAGCGUUCAAUUUGAAGGAACAGUACGGAAAUGUCAAAUUCCUGAAUUUUGCUAUAGAAAUACUACAAAAAUGCGAUAAAUCCUCUUUGUUCGAGCGCAACUACAGUUUGUUAAAAAUUUUCGUGACGAAUCUCUUUCGCACAAGUAUACAUGUGAACUCUUUGAAUUUUCGUGAAUCAGUCGAUUGCGGAUAUAGAAAAAUCGGUGUUUUAGGCUAAUCCGGGUGGUUACCCUCAUUAGACGAGGGCCAAAAGAAGCGAACAGAUGUCCUUCUUCGCUCAGUGCUUAUUAAUUUUUCGGGUCUGUUUUGAGGGUCAUGAGAACACUCGCACACGUCGAAAACCGGUCCGGAAAUUCGUUUUUUUUCCCCUUCCCCCCACGAAACUAUUAAACAAAAUAUAGUGUUUUGUUGAUGCGCACAAAAUUACACCGCCCAUUUCGGGGUCGUGUUUACUCAAAGUGGUGGGAAAACGAAAAUGGAGAACGCGCGCGGUUGGCACUUUGCGUGCGCUUUUUUGUGGGAAAAUCGUCAAAAUGGCCAACUUUUUUGAGACAAAAACGCACGGAACCUCGAGAAAUUAGCGAUUUUCAUUGGAAAUGACUGGAAUUUUCAGUGCUGUCGUCAUAUUCUAGUCGGAAAAAGUUUUUACAAAAAAGUGCGAAAACUUACGCGUUUUUUACGUAAAAAACGGGGAAACACAGGAAUUUCAAGAGAAUUUGUUUGCAAAAAAGAGGCGAAUGGAAUCGGAUGAAACGGGGGGUGUAAAAGUGAAAAGAGUGUCUCCGAAAUGGCACUUAUCUUGGCGCCAAUUCAAACGAAACAGUUCGCGGCGAAGAGGGGGGCAGCAAGUGCGCUCCAUUGAAAAUCUGCGAAAGGACGGGGCGCGGCGGCCUCCAAAAAAUGAUGGACAGAAAAGGAGAGGAGAACAAUAGUCAAGUGGUUCUGAGAACCGAAAAAUGGACGGAAAAAAGACGAGAGACGGAGAGAGAGAGAGAGAGAUUACCUUUUUGCGAAACGGAAGACAAAAACAGUCGAACGGCAGUUUGGCGCGAUUUGUGCAAAAAAACGUUUUUGGAAAUUAAAUAAAAUUGUGAGUGCCAACCACGGAACGGACGUAACGUGACUUUUUGAGCAUUUUCUCGUCGAACAUUUCGUCGAUGGCGCGUUCUGAAAGCGAACAUUGAAAAAGUACGGUUACUUUGGUGGCAUCAGGGAAACACGAAAAGAACGAAAAGGUAGCGAUGGUGGUGUUCUUUGCGGGUCGGCUUGUACGUAUUUAGGGGGAGGCUUACAAGCCACCCGCCCGCCACCCGUCCAUUUCCCCCUUUUUCUCUCCGGUCCGUCGGUCGGUCGGCUACUGUAAACACGAAAAGAGCAGCAGCAGCAGCAGUCGAGAGAAAGAAAGAGAGAGAGAAAGAGAAAGAGAGAGAGAGAGAUCGUUUGCAGAUGCGAGACGACCGACAAACCCGAGCUGAUCAUUUCCUCUUUGGGAAGCACCUAUAUCACAUCACUUGUCGUGCACACUUGUGACAAGGUACGUUGCGGCAACUGGAUUCUCGAAGAUCUUUGAGAGCUUCUCAGCUGAUUGGAAUGAGACGAAAAUUGCUAAAUUGCAGGUGACCGUGCUCAACGGAAGUUUCGCCGGAGUCGUACUCGUCGAGAGACUCUCUUUCAUCGCCAUCGGUCAGUUUUUUGGCUUGUGUUAAAUCGCAAUACUGUUCUAAAACUGAGCUCGAAGUUCCAAGCGCUACAGUAGUCUUGGGAGCGGGUGUAUCAGAAAAGUGUCAAAUACAAAAUGAAAAUAUACAUUCAGGGGUACAACUUUGUAGUAGAUCACUUUUCUCUUCGACCACGUACAAAGAUAUUGUAACGCUUGCAAGUUCGACGGCCUAAAGCGCUUGAGACUCAAACUUCCAGGAGCUACAGUAUGGUUGGGAUGGGUUGUAUGAAAAAAGUGUCAACUAACAAAAUAAAGUGAACGUGUAGGCCUAUAACUUUGUAGUUGAUCACUUUUUUGUACGAGCUCGUACAAAGCUACUGUAGCGCUUCGAAGUUUGGGGGUCUAAAGAGGACUUAUCAAAAAAUGAUAAACUACAAAAAUACACUAUUCAACGUCUAGAUGUUAAAAAAAAAAUUGCAAAAUGUGAUUUUCAGGCCGUUUAUACUUCGAACCGUACGCGUUCAAAGAUAUACUACAAAGUCCGCGACAACUGGUAAUCGAUGAGGUAAUGAUGAUGAUGAUGAUGCGAAAUGCGACAAUAUAUAUAGAAUGUAUAAAAGAACGAACAGUUAGCUAUAGUUUCUCUCUUUCUCUCUCUCUCAUCCCUAUUACUAUUACCAUUCGAAAACGGAAAGAAAGAGAGAGAGAGAGAGAAAGUACACGUCGACCGGUUCCCGACUAUUAAAGUUAAAAGAACGGCGAGAAGAACAAUAUCAGUAGGGCAGCGGAAAUCAAAAGAAGAAGAAGAAGAAGAAGAAGAAGAAGAAGAAUGUUUUCUUUUUCAUGACUCAUCGAUUUGUCGGUGGCAGACAACGAUUCCCAAGAACAAAUGCGAUUGCGAAACAAGGCAUUUUGGUUGGGGAAAAGAAGUGCUGCGCCUUUAAAUUUGUACAGUAACGCAAAUUCAAGCAAUUGGUCCGCGCCUUUAAAUUCAUGUAUUUUAUUGUGCGCACGACAAUUUCUAGUGUGUCUAAACUCGAAAACGGUCUGCGCCUUUAAAUUUCUACAGUACGCUUUUCGUGUUCAUUGUGUUUUCGAAAACUGGCGAAGAAACCCGUGUUUAAUUCCGCAAAAUUUCCGUCAAAAACCUGCUGCACCUUUAAAUUCGGCACUACAGUACCCGGCGUUUAAAGGCGCCGAACACGAGUUGGAAACCAAAUUUGCGCCGGCCGAAAAAACGAGAGUAAAACGAGAGUAUAUCGAACGCGAAAAAGUGUUUGAUCAGGCACACACACACACAGCAAAAAUGCGCGAAUAACUACAAUUUCCAUUGGCGAUGUUUGUGCAUCGAAUUGGCGGGGCGGAAAAGAGCAAAAGGAGCAGUAGGUAAACUUUUUGGGCAAAGUUUCGGCGGACUGGUUGGGAAAAGGGGGGGUGAUUCUGAUUCUCCAGAAUGCAAACAGUUAUGGGGGUGCAUGAGAAGGUUAGGUAUGCCUCAAUAUUUGCACAUUUUAUGAUCAUUAUUGGAAUUUGUUCAUUAGAAAAAUGAAUAAUUCGAUGAUAACUCGAAAACUAGAAGAGAUCCGGUGAAGUGUCAAGAGACAAAGUUGAUCAGCGCAAAAAGAGCUUUCAUUUGACAUAUGUCAUGAGAAAAUUCCAGGUUGACCCAAAAUUAGAGACAAAAAUUUUGUGCUCUGAAAUCUAUGAUAAUCAUACUCAUUUUAAAGCAUUUUUCACGCUGAUCAAGUUUGUCUCUUAAACUAUACACUCAUCCCUUUCGGUUUUCGAGAUACGCCCCUUUUUCAGUGCACAAUCCCCUCGCUGGCUCCAGUCGCGUUCGCCGGACUCUCUCACAUCGACCACCUAUGGUAGGCGGCCUCGAAUUUCCCCUGAAACAGAUAUUGUAGGUUCCGAAACUCGCGCAUCGACGUCAUCGCCACCGAAUCGUUCCAUCAUUUGACCAACAUCGACUACAUCUACUUUCACCGCACCAAAAUCGGGCGCAUCGAGCGGAGGGCCUUCUCGAAAAUGUACCAAAUCGAUCAUUUGUACUUCAAAGACGCCGUCGAAAUCGGCACAAUCGAAUCGGAGGCGUUCGCGGGCAGUCGCGUCGAUGAGUUCAUUUGGGACGGUGUGCGAGUGCACAGCGCCCACGCAACGUUUUUAUUGAAUUUCGACGCGGAGGACACGAUUCUAAAGAAUUCUUCACUGUUUCUGGUGCCUGGAAUUCGAAUUGAGGAGCAACAAAAAUUGAUCGAAAGGUUUUUCAAGCUUAAAGGACCAGGGAACCCGAAAAUUUUUUGAUUUUUUUGUUAAAUGUUUUUGUGACUGUUUGAAUUGUCUCUUAUUGCCACUCAUACACUGGUGAAAUGCUGCCUCUCAAAAAUGCCAAUGAACGAAACGGCAUGCAGUUGGGCCGAAAAAUAUAUAAAAAUAUAUGCGCUUCUCGGCCAUUUUAUUUUUUCCGCUUUUUUACCGGUUUUUUUUCCAAAAAUUCACGGUUUCUCCCAUUUUUCAGUUGAUUGACAUUUGUUCGGCACUUACUUAUUUUUUCACUGCUAAAAAAUUGUUUUCAUUCAGUCGAUAUGAAGUGCCAAAAUGGGAGAAACCGUGAAUUUUUGGAAAAAAACCGGUAAAGAAGCGGAAAAAAUAAAAUGGCCGAGAAGCGCAUAUUUCUAGGCCAUUGGCGCUAGGCCACGGCCACAACUUCAACUGCAUGCCGUUUCGUUCAUUGGCAUUUUUGAGAAGCAGCAUUUCACGAGUGUAUGAGUGGCAAUAAGAGACAAUUCAAACAGUCACAAAAAAUUUUCACAAAAAAAUAAAAAUAAUUUUGGGUUCCCUGGUCCUUUAAUCCUAAAAUCCCGAGCGAACCUUUUUUGCAGAUGCCUUGUAGAAGCGUGUAAUUUCAAUAUUAUGAGCCCCUAUGAAAUGGGGUGUGUGGUUUUGGAAGUGACAAGUUCGACGAUCAGACGAAUCGGACCGGUGACCGAGGUGAGUUUUUUUGUGACAGCUCUGCGUGAGGUGCUCUAACUUCUGGAGAGCUACACUAGCCUUGAGAGUGGUUAUACAGAAAAUUGAUCAACUACAAAAAUAAAGUACUCAUCUGGACCGACAUUUUUGUAGUUGAUCGUUUUGUGGUACGCCCACGCACAAGACAACUGUGGCUCUUGGAAGUUGGGACAGAAAAAAAAACGCGAUUUUUGCAGGACAAGGACCCGCCGGCGGUGUACAGUCCGGAUCCGUCGAUCAGCACGUCUCUCAACUCGAUCCUCUUCUCCAACUGCACAAUCGGAUCGAUCGAUUCGGCGGCGUUCACCAACUAUUCGCUUUCGAUUCUCUCGUUCAACCACUCCACAAUCGGAUCCCUUCAACCGAAAUCGAUCCAUAGAUCACGAAUCGAUCGGCUCGGUUUUCAGGGAUCCGUGCUGAAAGUGAUCGCGUCGUCGGCGGUCCGAAGCUCGCGGAUCACACAGUUCGACGUGGAUUCCAUGGAGAUCGACGAGAUCGGAAGUGCGUGCAUCGACAGCUCGACCAUCGGAAAACUUCGGAUUUUGAGUUCGAAGAUCUCUAGAAUGAAUGAGAGCGUGUUCAAAGAUUCGGAAUUGAAAGAGUGCCGGAUGGACGGAACGCGCGUGCUCCGAAUGCAUUCCGAAGCGUUUUACGGAAAUAAUCAGGUGAGUACGAUGGCCCUUGUCGUUGCCAUUUUUGACCUGACUUUGAUACGGUAUAUCUCGGUCAAUUUUAGAGCUUUUUUGACGGUUUAAAAACCAAUCGAUAGAAAACUUUAUGCUCUACGACUUUGCUGUUGACACUAUUUUACGAUAAUGCGUGGGUCUUGAGAUAUACACCUUUUUCUGCACCCACCACUUCGAAAAAAGGCUUUCUGAACGGACGGGUCUUGCAAACCGGCUAAUAUCUCAAAGCACAGGCAUUUUUUCGAAAACCUGUCAACUAGAAAGUUGUAGAGCUUGAAAUUUUCUAUCGAUUGGUUUUUAAACCGUCAGAAAAUCUGUAAAAUUAACUGAAAAAAAGCGGUUUUCCAGAUCGCCUCUCUAAUCGUCACGGCGAACGACCUCUCGACCAGCUCCUCCUCGCCGUCUCUGAUCUCUCCCUCAGCGCAUCCGACCUCUUUUCUCCUGGCCAACAAUACUCUCGACUGUUCCCCGACCGACUGCUCCACCAAUUCGUUCCUUUUAAAUUCGCCCAAACACUCGCCGCUUCUCUAUCAAAUCUCGUCGAAUCGCUGCCGUCCGCCACUCCAGAAUCCGUGCACCACGGCGCGAAAUGUGAAUUUGGAAGACGUCGGCUUGACGUGUCGCGUGUCCGGCAUCGUGGCCGAUUGUGCGUGUUCCUCGGCUCACGCAUCGGUCCCUAUAAGUCUCGCGCUCGAUUUCAACGUGUCGAUUGUGAUCAUCGGCGACUGUGAACAGUUGCGAAUCGACCAAACGGACCAGAGUUUCUCGCAAAUCUACGUCUUCCGCACCUCACAACUCAUGGUGCAUCGGCUGCCGAGUUCUCUGAAGGUUUUGAAGAUCUUCCACUCUACCGUAAGCCUUCUGAAGCCGUUAUUCGGUCCGAAAGUCGGCGGAGCCCAAGAUUGGCAAAUCUCGCACUCGAAAAUCGAUCGUUUCGGUCGUCAUUCGCUCGCGAAUCUUCAUUUGAGCCAUCUGAAACUACAGUACACCCGCGUCCCGUUUAUUCCGGCCCACGCGAACUGGAACUCGACGAUCGACACGCUGAUCAUCGAGAAUUCGUACUUGGAGUCGACGGCGCGCCUCUUCGAGAUCUCCGAGUCGCUUCGCAUGCAAAACUCGAUCGUUUUCUCGUCGCCGCGCGGUCUCGGCACGAUUUCAAGUGCUCAGCUGCAGAACAACACGCUGCUCGAGUGCUGUAGCGCCUACCGUAACCCGGAGGGUCUCGACACGAUCGAAAUGGAUCCACGAUGCGAUCUGUUCUUCUACGCAAGUCGAUGUUUCGACGAGGAACAAAUUGGCGGGAGACUUUCGAAUCAUCUGCCGAUCACUUCCAGCACCCGUCGCCUUCGAUAUUUGUACAUUUUGAUGCUCAUUAUUAUCAUUUGA